AGCACUAACUUUAAGGUUAGAUUAAAAUAAUCUGAUAUUAAACAAUCUUAAAAAAAUAAAUGACAUUGAAUUAACUUCAGUGUGCUGUUAUGCUAAAGAAAAUGACCGACGUAGACGUGAGGAAGGGAAUAAAAAACGUAUUAACUAGAAUAGAAGAAGCAUGUAAAAAGAGACCACCAGAAUUGGAAGCUGUAGAACCUAGACUGGUAGCUGUUAGUAAAACCAAACCUGUUAACUUAAUCCUAGAGGCUUACGAAGGGGGUCAAAGACAUUUUGGUGAGAAUUAUGUUCAAGAACUCGAAGAAAAAGCAACCAAUGCUGACAUCCUUGAAAAGUGCAAAGAUAUUAGGUGGCAUUUUAUAGGGCAUCUGCAGAAGAAUAAAGUAAAUAAGGUCCUUUGUCUUCCAAACAUUUAUCUCAUUGAAACUGUGGAUUCUCAGAAGUUAGCUACGACUUUAAACAACCACUGGCCAAAGUUUGGACCACCUGAUACCAAACUAAAAAUUAUGAUCCAAGUUAACACUAGUGGUGAAGGAGAAAAAAAUGGUAUUCCGCCAGCAGAAGUCUGCAGUCUGACAGAGUACGUUUUAAAGGAGUGCGGCAAUUUGCAGCUAGAUGGCCUCAUGACCAUUGGAAGGUUCGGAUAUAACCCAGAAGAUGGCCCCAAUCCUGAUUUCCUUUGUUUAAAAACCUGCAGAGAUGAGAUUUGCCAAAAUUUAGGCCUUGAUUGGAAAAACAUCAAUUUAUCUAUGGGAAUGUCGGAUGAUUUUGAACACGCAAUAGAAUUGGGCAGCACCAAUGUGAGGGUUGGUAGCUCAAUAUUUGGGUAUCGACCAAGAAAAGUUAGAGAAUAAAGAAAUAUAUCGAUGAAAUACCAAAUGAUACUUAAAGCGAAUUUAUAGAUUUUAUUAUAUUUUGUCAAAUAAAUGGAAUAAAUUGUCCCUUCA
Molecule: messenger RNA, 947 nt
Organism: Anoplophora glabripennis (Asian longhorned beetle)
Lineage: Eukaryota; Metazoa; Arthropoda; Insecta; Coleoptera; Cerambycidae
Product: pyridoxal phosphate homeostasis protein
Exons: 4
Coding region: 90-854 (254 amino acids)
Cellular component (GO): intracellular anatomical structure
Molecular function (GO): pyridoxal phosphate binding
Source: RefSeq, a predicted model, not a curated record